GGCUGCAAUAUGAGUGAAGUCGACGAGCCCAUGACCGGUGCAGACGGCGGUGAAUCCCGUCUGCCCCUUUCCGAGGACGAAACGAGAGUGCUGGAGCUGUAUGACAAGCUCCAAGAGCUGAGACUUGAAAUCGCCAUAAUCAACGCGCAGCAAGCCGGUAGAAACUAUGAUGAUGGGGGCAACAUCACAGAGGCACAGGAUGCGCUUCUCACAGCAAGGGCUAGAUACAGGCUACGCAACGAUGUCAUCGAGUCGGUGAUGAUGGCCAACCCGAUCCUCAAGGCAGUCCACAACGGCACACAGGCAUCACCAAUAGAGCGGGAUCUAUUCCCAUACGUGCAGGAAAGAGACGAGACGUCCAUAUCCGUAGCCCAGCACGCAGACAGCGUGGCAAAGCUCCGCGACGACCUGACCGCCGUCCAGGUGCAGAGCAUACGCGUAUGUCGCCAGAACAUGGACCUCACCAGCGAGCUCUUCGCGCUGGCAGAGCAGGCCAAGCAGAAAAAGGCCGUCCGCGUCGACGACCCCCGGGUCCAGCAGGAGAUUGAGAAGCUGACGAGAGAAGUCAAGACGAGCAGGCAGCGGUGGAGGGUCAUGAAGGGCGUGGCCAGCGGCGUCGUUGCGGGCAGCGGCGUCGAUUGGGCAAAGGAUGAGGAUUUGCGCAACAUUGUCCUGGAUCCUGAGGAUGAGGACUGAGAUGGGAUGGCAAUUGGAUUAUGAAGAUACCCCAUGAGCAGCCAAUAGAUAAUCUGUAGAUGCCUUGCUCGCUUAUCCUUGGCAUCUCACGCUCUAAAGCUAUCAAGUGUCUCCCAGAG
Messenger RNA from Trichoderma atroviride IMI 206040, 815 nucleotides. RefSeq lists its product as uncharacterized. Lineage: Eukaryota; Fungi; Ascomycota; Sordariomycetes; Hypocreales; Hypocreaceae. Gene Ontology annotation, molecular function: kinetochore binding. Gene Ontology annotation, biological process: mitotic spindle organization; kinetochore assembly; chromosome segregation. Gene Ontology annotation, cellular component: nucleus; kinetochore. The record is from RefSeq and is a predicted model, not a curated record.